Molecule: messenger RNA, 16608 nt
Organism: Anolis carolinensis (green anole)
Lineage: Eukaryota; Metazoa; Chordata; Lepidosauria; Squamata; Anolidae
Gene: sh3pxd2a
Product: SH3 and PX domains 2A
Exons: 15
Coding region: 585-3902 (1105 amino acids)
Cellular component (GO): cytoplasm
Molecular function (GO): protein binding; phosphatidylinositol binding
Source: RefSeq, a predicted model, not a curated record
CCUCGCCUCGUCCGGCGAAGAGGCGAGCGAGGAGAGGGAGCCCCUCGCCCUGCCUUCCUUUUGCCUCCUUCCUUCCCUCCUUGCCUGCCUGCCUUCCUUCCCUUCAGCAGCAGAAACAGCAGCAGCCACCGCUGCACCAAGGAGCGUUGCCAAAGGAACGCAAAUUACCCCUGGGAGCGAAGAUAGAACAGCCCAGCAUUGGAAGGGAAAAGGAAGGAGGGAGGGAAGGCGUAUCAACAAACACAACAAACACGCCGGGAACUGCACGAGGGCACUCGAUUUCCCCCCGCAGCCCCUCAAUGCAGCCUGUCUCCCGAAAGCGGGAGGAAAGCGCGGCUUCUCUUGGAAGCGACUCUUCUGCAAGGAAGGGGUCUGGGCUUCGCCGGCAUGCCUGCAGCAGCGCUUGGGGGCACCAUCCGUGCUGACAAACCCCCUGCCUAUUGAAAGCUCGCCUGGAAAGUUUGGGGUUGCUCUCUCCGCCCAAGCAGGGAGCGAGAAGGCACCCCAGGAAAUCCUCCUGGAGCGAAUACAAGGAUACAUCUGGACGGCGUUGGCGUUUCCUGGCUUUCCUGGACGGGUCCAAGAUGCUGUCCUACAGCGUCCUGGAUGCUAACGUGGUGGACGUGGAGAAAAGACGAAGCCCUUCCAAGCAUUAUGUAUAUAUCAUAAAGGUAACAUGGUCCGAUUCAACUUGUCAGACAAUCUACCGCAGAUACAGCAAGUUCUUCGACCUCCAGAUGCAGCUUCUGGAUAAAUUCCCUAUUGAAGGAGGCCAGAAAGAUCCCAAGCAGAGAAUCAUCCCCUUUCUCCCAGGUAAAAUCCUGUUCCGAAGAAGUCAUAUUCGAGAUGUAGCUGUGAAGAGACUAAGGCCCAUUGAUGAUUACUGCAGGGCAUUGGUGAGGCUUCCCCCUCACAUUUCUCAGUGUGAUGAAGUUUUUCAGUUCUUUGAGACCAGACCAGAAGACCUAAACCCUCCAAAAGAGGAUUAUGGAUCCUCAAAAAGGAAAUCAGUCUGGAUGUCCAGCUUAUCUGAUUCUCCAAAGAAGGCUGUUGCAGGUGCUGACGCUAGCUCUGAACCUAUGAUCCUGGAGCAGUAUGUGGUGGUGUCAAACUAUGAGAAACAGGAGAACUCGGAGAUCAGCCUGCAGGCUGGAGAGGUGGUGGAUGUCAUCGAGAAGAAUGAAAGUGGCUGGUGGUUUGUAAGCACGUCAGAAGAGCAAGGCUGGGUUCCUGCCACAUACCUAGAAUCCCAAAGUGGAGUUAGAGAUGAUUCUGAAAUUAACAUGUCCAAAGGAGGGGAAGUUUCUAAAAGACGCAAGGCUCACCUGAGGCGCUUGGACCGGCGAUGGACACUGGGAGGGAUGGUCAACAGGCAGCAGAGUCGAGAGGAGAAAUAUGUCACCAUCCAGCCAUACACCAGCCAGGGGAAGGACGAAAUUGGGUUUGAUAAAGGAGUCACCGUGGAGGUCAUUCAAAAGAACUUGGAAGGAUGGUGGUACAUAAGGUAUUUAGGCAAAGAGGGCUGGGCCCCAGCCUCAUAUCUGAAGAAAGCAAAAGAUGAACUUUCAUCCAGGAAAAAAAACUUAACAGGGCCAGUGGAAAUUAUCGGAAACAUCAUGGAAAUUAGCAACUUGUUGAACAAGAAGUCUUCCAGUGACAAAGAAACCCAAUCGGAAAUCGAAACAGCAGAAUCUCACAUCAACAAGAAGGAAAUCAGCUUGCCUAUCUUAUGCAAUGACUCCAAUGGCAAUUUCAUGACAACUCAAGACAAGCAGGUUUCAAAAUUGGCACAGGGAUCUCCGGCCAUAGCACGGAUUGCACCACAAAGAGCCCAGAUAAGUUCCCCAAAUCUAAGAACCAGGCCUCCUCCCAGAAGAGAAUCCAGUUUGGGCUUUCAAUUACCUAAACCCCCUGAGCCACCAUCAGUAGAAGUUGAAUAUUAUACUAUUGCCGAGUUUCAAUCUUGUAUCUCAGAUGGGAUCAGUUUCCAUGGAGGACAAAAGGCAGAGGUGAUUGACAAAAAUUCUGGUGGCUGGUGGUAUGUGCAGAUUGGCGAAAAAGAAGGCUGGGCUCCAGCAUCAUACAUUGAUAAAAGGAAGAAGCCCAAUUUAAACAGGCGAACAAGUACUUUGACCAGACCCAAAGUUCCUCCCCCUGCACCUCCCAAUAAACCAAAAGACUGUGAAGAAAUAACAGCUACUGGAACCAUAGCUUCAGGAAAUACCCAAGACUCCCCUCAGAAGCAACAAUACGAGGAGCCUGAAUAUGAUGUCCCUGCCUUUGGUGUUGAUUCAGAAUCAGAGCUGAGCCAAGGAGAAGAUGGAAGCUUGGAGGGAGGCACAUUCUAUCUAUCCAAGCCUUCUCCUGUAUCAUCCCUCCAAAGGGCAAAAUUCAGAGUUGGAGAGUCUUCUGAGGAUGUUGAUCAUGAGGAAGAGACUAUAUAUGAAAACGAAGGCUUCCGACCAUACAUAGAAGAUUCUCUGUCAAGUAAAGAAUCUAGUGGAGACUCAGAUUCCCAAAGAAGUUCCUCUCUGUCUUUGAUCCAAAAAGGUUCUCCAUGCUCUGUUUCUCCUAAGUCCUCCCUUCCAAAACCCAAAUGUGAGAAGAGCAUUCAGCCAACUCUUGGGAAGCCUCACUAUUCCCGGAAUGAAGAGACGAAGCCAAGGUCAGCCUCUGAUGCUGGAUUAAGUAUUGUGCCCAAAUCAGGCAUAAAGAAGGAUAUCGGGGAGACCCUGUCUAGUAGAGCAAAGCCAAUGGUGCGACCCAAACCUUUCUUGAACAAAGCAGACUCUCAAAGUAAGGACAAGAUGGAUAUCAGCACUUUACGUCACCAGCUGAGACCAACUGGGCAGCUCAGAGGUGGACUUAAAGGUUCACGAAGUGAAGAAUCUGAAAGCCCACCUCACAGUGCUUCUGGAAAUCUAGAUGAGUCCUUCAGAAGAUGUUCUGCAGAUCUCAUUACAUCAUCUUCCCAAGUUAUAGUCUACUCGAGCGAGCCAACCAAAGCAGAGAAUGAAAACAACUCUUCAAAAUCUCUCUAUGUAACUAUUGAUUCCUACCAAAAGGUUCAAGAUUCUGAGAUCAGCUUUCCAGCAGGAGUAAUAGUGGAAGUGCUAGAAAAAGAAACAAGUGGGUGGUGGUUUUUGAAAUAUGGAGACACAGAGGGCUGGGCUCCUUCUCACUAUCUGGUGCUCUCUGAUAAUCAGCAUCGGGAAACCAUUUCCAGUGAGACAAACAUCUCACUGGCUAGAAACAGAAAAAAUGAAAACAAAUCCAACAGCUUGGAGAAGAUAGAGAAGAAGGUCCAGGCAUUGAACACUAUCAACCAGAGCAAGAGGACACCUCCUAUUCCCAGUAAACCACCUGGUGGCUUUUCCAAAACAUCUGGGCCUGUCAAACUGCGAAAUGGCAUUAGGCAGCUAGCAGUGAGGCCACAAUCCGUGUUUGUCUCCCCACCAGCUAAAGAUAAUAAUUUGCCCUGCUCUCUCCGUCGGAAUGAGUCUCUUACCGCCACAGACCACCUAAGGGCAGUACGACGCAAUUCUUCCUUCAGCACUACUCAGUCCCAGACAAGUGAUUCAAAAAUAAAACACGCUGAUCGAAUAGGCUCUGAGGGUUGUGACAGUACCACUUACCUACCAGCUGAGCGCAAUGGAAUCCCAAUUUCCACAGUCCGGCCUAAGCCCAUUGAAAAAUCCCAGUUCAUCCACAACAACCUUAAGGAUAUAUAUGUGUCCAUUGCAGAUUAUGAGGGUGAUGAAGAAACUGCUGGAUUUCCAGAAGGUGUCUGCAUGGAGGUACUGGAAAGGAACCCAAAUGGCUGGUGGUACUGUCAGAUCAUGGAUGGAGGGAAACCUUUUAAAGGUUGGGUACCCUCAAAUUAUUUGGAGAAAAAGAAUUAAUUCCAAUAUCUUCAAAUACCUUAAUUUAUACUUCCCUACUAAGUACAUAUGAGGGAGAAGGGGAAAGUUUAGGUUUUUCCUUUUGUUCUGUCAUGGAUACAAAUGACUGUUGAAGUGAAAUUUGCUAUGAACAGCAAGUCUGCCAUUGUUGGAAGGAAGUGGCUCAUUCAAGAAAAUAUCAAGAAAAGUCAGCUGAAAUUGGCAUCCCUGAGCUUGUAUUGCUGUUGGUUUUGGUGAAACCUUUCACAAUUUGAGUGCAAAAGGGUACAUUAUACCAUCAUCCUGGUUGUAAUAAUAGGAAACCAAAUUUGUGCCUUUCACAUUAUUGUUUGGACCCAUGCACAGCUUGGGAAUGGUCAGGAGUUUAAUGCCAAACUGGACAUGUGUAAACAUAUAUCAGCCUUCCACGUGGAGUGUGUAUAAUUGUUUCCAAGCUGUGGAUGACUUUCCUCCCAAGGCAUCUUUCAAGUAUGCAGAACAAGUGGGGAAACUUCUGUGAGAAAUCCAGCACCAGCCCCCUGGCAAUUGCAUUUUUCCCAAUCGUUUGAAGACUCAGGAGCCUUUUCACUGUGCUGUGCAGACUCCAUACCCCUAUUGCUCCAUUUUUCCCAAUGGCUUCCUUCAUGUUUUUUCUCCUGUAAUGUUCUCUGUGUGUCAACAUUUUCAGGAAGGGGGUCAUUUUAAAGAGAAAAAUAUUAUUUGAAUUUGAAAUGUAAACAAACUUGAUGCAGCUCCUAGUUGUAAACACACUACAAAUGAUGUGUUACACACAUGUGCACACUGCUUAGUCCCUUGUGUUUUACAUAGGCCUUCUAAAAGCCUUUGUCGCACAGUCCUGCUAUUCAAAGAUCCAUGUUUGGACUGUGAAGUUGCAGUGUUUCAUCUUUGCUCAAGGAACAUUGGUUGCCAGUAUCUGAGAAGAGGAAGCCACUGAUACAUGAACUGCAACAUUUCUUUUUUCUGGAUCAUGGCUCAUCAGGAUUUGACUGCCUGGCCAGCUGGAAGGAAAGUGCUUUUCAUACAGUUUUAUCCUUCUCUUUUUGUUUAGCUCUUCCUUUUGCCUGGUGCAGAGCCUUAGCGUAUUCUGCCUGGCCUGUUUCCAUCAGAGCUAUAAUGCUAACGUUAUGGAAGGGUCCUUCUCCCAUCCCAAAGCCUCACAGGACUUCCAGUUCUUGUGCCCAUGUGUACCACAGCUCUACCUGGGAGACCAACUCCAUGUUCCUUGUGCCACAGCUCCAGUGACCCCUUCGCAGACAUCUGUGUAGGUCUAGAUUGUGAUCGCCCCACAUGCCCAUUAUCUGAAAGUGAGGGCCAGUUCAGAAAAUCAGAAUUUCUUGUACAAUGGAUCCUAGCAAUCAGGAUGCGUUACACAGAAGGGAAAAAAGGAAAAGAUUUAAGAAAUGAUAGCUACUUCCAGGUAAUGGGCUAUUGUUUUGCAGGGAUUUGCCAUUCCUUCUUGUGAAGUGUUCCCAGGGAUUGGAUUUCCAUUCUGUGUACAAAGAAGCAUGGAAGGUCCACACUUGUAAGGAGAGUCAUAGGUCCUUGAAACCUCAAUACCUAAUUGCCCAAUUUGCCUUCUCCUUCAGGUCUGUGUGAAGAUUGUGUACACAGAUUUCUCUCCGAACACUACAUUAAGAGGGGGCAAUGGCUCAUGUGCAUUCCCAGUGCAUGUGUCCUCACAUUUUAAUGAUGGAAAGAAUGACAGUGUUGAAGCUGCAUAUGGAGCUCACAUUGACCACAUGGUUUAGGAAAAGGCAAAUGUGUUUAGGCUUAAAAGUGGAAAGAGCCCAAGAGCUUUUUUAUUUAAAUGUCAUUUCCAAACAGUAUCCAGUCUCAUGUAGUAGAGAUGCAUCAAUGUUUACAAAGUUGAAUGGGAGAGAGGAAAAGCCAUGGAUUUUACUAUCUACACAGAUCUUUUUAGUUUGUAUAUGGGGUAGGAAGGGUGAUUUUUAUUUGUGAACAACUAUGUUCUCAACAGGUAGCUUUCCCCUUUUAAGAGCACGUAGAAAAUCACUCUUCUGUUGUAUCCACUUGAACAGGACUUUUGUAUUGGGGGAGAAACACUUGAACUUUUCAGACUCAAGGGGCAAAUGAGUGAGAGCACCAUUAGGCUGAGAAGGUUACUAUGCAGCAAGCACAGGCUCACUUAUGUGUGCUCUUUCCCUCCCUCAGUUUUCCCCUCAUUAUUUAUAAUUCCAAGAGUUUUUAAAAAUAUAGCAUUAGGUGGAAGAGCAUGAAACCGAAGAAAACCACUGCGGGGAAAGGAAUAGAGUACAGAGUGUCUUUAUUUUUGAUGUGGCCUCACAUACCAGCCUUUAAAUAAACUUUAUAAUGGUUAAAGAACCACCAGAAGGCCUUUCCUUAUGAACAUUGAAGAUCAGGUGAGUGUAUCAUUAUCUCGAGGCUUAGCAUUUUAUGUGUGGAAAGAAGAAAACUAGUUGGUUUCGCUAUGAAAUGUUUACAUAAAGUAAUACAUACGUAACCCAUACAUUUUCUAGCAGCACUUUCAGCCUGCUAUGAAUUGGAAGAUCAAAGAACAGGAAGAUUUUAAAGAACUCAAGAUUUUUAAUAGAAAUCUUCCAAAGCAUUGGAAAUGUAUGGUAUUAGGAGAUUUGUGUCUUCCUGAAAAAUUAUAUAAUUUUCACUUGAUUCUUGUCUCUUACUAUUAAUUUUUAACUGUGUGUUACAUACAUUAAGUUUCAAUGAUAAAUGGCAAUGGGUUGAUUUCCAAAGCUCAUGGAACUUUUAGUUACAUCCAAUAAAGCGUCAUUAAAAUAUGUCACUCUCCCCAAUUCUCCAUCCUGUGACUGUGGCUAAAUCAGCAAGGGAGAAAGGACUGACUCUGGGGAAGGGAGGCUGAAGAGCCCCAUUCGAUGCCACUUCAAAUCCAUGGGAAGAAGAGAGCGGUCUACCCUACAUAGGAGAACGGUGUGGAUUUUGUUAGGAGCUCUUUCUAGUAGAUCCAUGUCACAUCAUUUUUUUAAAAAGUUCUGCUAAAACAUGAGCAGCUAUUUACUGGGCGGCCGGAGUGGCUGUCAGAUUUUAAUAGAAGUAUUAUGUUCUUCUGCUGGACAGUAUUAAAUAGAGCAAAACCAUAAAGUAAUCUGCUAGAUUGCAGUACUAAUAGUAGUGAUUUAGUAACUUGUAUUAAUGUUUAUGAUUUAUUUUUUUAACAAUAAUGAUGAAGAAGUUGUUCAUUAUUUUUUAAUUAAUGCACUUUAACAAUUUUCAACCAAGAUCCAGAAAAAAAACAAGUGCAUUAUUUAAAGAUGCAGUAUAAAUUGUCAUUUUUUGGAAAAAAAAUCACCUAUUUAUUAAUGUAAUUUAUGAUUAUUUAAAAAAAUUGUACUAUACAGUUUUCUUCUAAAGAUGCCAUCAUCUCUUGGGAAAGCUAAAAGUGAAGCCUCCCAACCUUUCUGCAUUGAGCCAAUGGACUCUCAAAAUAAGUAGAUUCAGUUAGCAAAAGUCAACUUCCCAUGAAAAAAAAAGGGACAAAUAUUUCUGAGCAGCAAGCAGAAAAUUGGCUAAUAAUGGUCCUGGGCAGACAGAGCCCUGAAAAAUAGUUGGAGGAGAAUCUAAUCCAAAUGUUAGGUCAUAGUUUUAUACUCAUUCCCUAAAUCCAGUUUAAUACCAUUCGGCAUUAGGCUGGGAUGUCAGUGUUGUAGUCUGGUGGCAUUCAGACUAUUUACCAUUUGUACUGAAAGAAGUGAUUAUACCCUAACUUUGUUAGAGUCCUAAAUAUGCUCCCUUUAAAAAUGUAUUCCAUACUGUGUCUGAAACAUGUCCUUUGUUCUUUCAGUACAGUUUUCCUUCAUGCUGUCCACUUUGUCAGUACUAGUAACUGUACAAUACUAAAAGCAGGGGUGAUACCUAUAAAGGCAGGCUUCUUUCUGGUAUCUCCUUAUUAUGAGUCUAAUCACCCACCAGUAUUAUUUCAGAUUCUAAAACGCUCAGGCUAACAGAAGUACCCAAGGAGCUGGUUUCUAAUGUAUUUAAAAUGCAAUGUUUGAGUGAAUGGCAAACAUCUAAACUCAGCACUCUUAGAUCUGCAUUCACCUGCUAUUCAUGAUCUUGCUCCUUAUUUUAAGAAAUGCACACAGAUAUCUCAAGUAGUCCCAGCACUUGGUAGGCUGAGCGUUGAUUUCAUGGUGUUUGAAAGUAACAUUCAAGUCCAGGAAAAAAGAAAGGAUGUAAAGGGCACUAGCAAGCACCUUUAAAAAAAUUUAGUCAGUCUCACUGUUUCCCACAUGUAUUAUUUAUAUUAUUUGUUCCAGUAGUUAUUAAGUCAUAUAGAAAUCAUCUUAUUAAAAAGAAGAAAUUAGAGAGUCUAGGGCAGGGAUGUCAAACUCAUUUUUACCAAGGGCGGCAUCAACCUUCAAAGGGCCAUUGGCUUCUUUUAUAUAGUCCUACAAUUACUAUGUUGCCGUGCAUUGAAAGCCUCACAGGCCACAUAAAAUGAUGUGGCGAGCCAGAUUCGGCCCACUGUAUAUGAAGUAAUACCGUUUCACACAUGUGGUUUAGGAGAACUUCUAGGAAGAGCCAUGCAGGAUGACCAAACUUUUGCCUAUAGAAAGACUGCCUGUAAAACCAUCUCUUACAUUGGAUUAAAUGUCUUUAUGAUCUCCCUUUACAAACAUGUCCCCAACUGUUUGCAAUAUUUCUGUCCAAAAUUCUUAAUGCUAAAACAAAAUUUGCUUAAACAUAUGGGAAUUAAAUCAUAUUUAUUAAACUAUAAUGCUUCCGGAAUUAUCUAAUUUUUUUUACUAUUGGGAAAACUGAGCUACUGAAUAAAAUAUUUUGUGAAGUCAACGAGUGCCCUCUUGUGGAUGGAGGAGUGGCUUCUUUCUUCCUAAUUUAAAUUACCAGGAAUGAUUGAGAUAGCAAAAAGUCAAAACACAGCUUAAUUUUUUAUUUAAAAAUCCCAAAAUUUGAAAAACUUGUUCUGCUGUAUACUGCAACUUUAAUGAUAAUGAGCACUUCUGAGUUCGUUAUUGCGGUUUUAUAUAAUGCCUGAAAAGAUACUUUGCUAUUUGUUCAUUUUUCUAAAUUCUAGUUAGCACUACAUCUGAAGUUUAUUUCUAUUUGACUUCACUCGCAUAUGCCUUGUUGCCCGUUUUAAUGUCUGUGUAAUUGUGAUUGAUGCUUAAACAACAACAAAAUCACACGAGGCAAUAAGCCUUACCUUGGCUGCUAAUAUGCUUGAAUGAUCCACCACACAGAGAACAAUGUUUUUCAAUAUGUAAAAAAGUAAUGCAGCAGAUAGUAAUCUAUGCUGGAAACCUUCUCAAUAUCUUGUUUCCUUCAGAGCUUGGUGAAGUUAUUUUUUUCCCUACUAUCAAAGAUAAUCUCCAUCAGCAUGGAGAAUUCUGGGAAUUGUAGCAAAUAAAGUUCCUUCAGUUUUUUGACACAAUAGAUUUGUGUUUUUAUUUUUAUUUUUUGGCACAGUGGAUCCUUCAAGCACUUUAGUCUCCAAAUGUGAUACAGUCCAGACACAGUUCCACUAUAUCUCGUCUACUUUUGUAAGAAGUAGACAUCACUGAACUUUAGUAUCUGGGAAACUCUAUUAAAAAUUCUAUCAAGGCUGGUAUCCAUAGGUCUCUUUAGGCUAGUGUAAGAGAUAUGCAGAAUUAUUUGAAUUCAAACUUCAUUUGAACAAUGGGUCUGUUCCCUUUGUGGCUAUAUCACAAAUGACUUAUUAAUGUGGCCUACGUUUCUGAAUCAUUUUUCCAUGUAGUGUUGUGUCAUGCAGCAAAAGGGGUGAGGGAGCAUAAAAGCUGAAGAAAAUUCUGUAUAAAGCUCCUUUGGGUUCAUAGUUUCCCAGGUUUGUGAAUACUGGUCAGCUUUCCUGCAAUUGAGACUUUUGCCAAAACCCAUCUCUGAGUUAAAAAAAAAAUGACACACUAGUUCCAUAAAACAUUGACAAGAAAUUAGGUUCCAUGGUCUCCAGUAGGACUUGCUUUCUGGACCUUGCUCUAGUAAGGUCCCCAGCCUUGAUUGAGAAUAAAAUAUUUUGGUGGAACUUUCUCAUUUACAUGAGGCAAACAAAUGCAUAUGAAUUUCAAGUUACUCUGCAGUACCAAAGAGCUGCUUUUGCUCCAGUGAGCUGGUUGCAAAAGUUCCCUUCAGUAGCAACACUGAACAUUUUGACGAAGGCAUUAUAGAAUUAUUUUUUAAAACUACUUUCAAAUAUUAGUGUGGCAUAUUUUAUUGUAAGAUUAUACUAAAAUUAUACUUUUCUCUGUUAAGAAAUGUGUUACUGCUUUUCAUCAUUUAUGAAAGGAAUCUAGUAAAAUGUUCAUUUCCUAUUGCUAGCAUCUACAGAAUAGAAAUUGUAUUUCAGUUUAGUUCAUUUACAAUUUUUCCUUAUGUGUUUUGGUCUCCUUUUUGUUGUUGUUGUGUUUUUCCCAAAUAUUUUGCAUUCUCAAGAUAAAAUCCAGUUAGAGGAUAUGUGCAAUAUUGAAAAGAAACAGGCCCCUCAGCCAGGACUUGGAUGUGGAACACACAGUGUGAUAUUUCUUUGAAGUCUGUCAUUUUCUAAAGAUGCACUCUGUAGAAAGACUCGAGGGUUGAGGAACAACAAGGGAGCAAAGGGGAGGAGAGGAGGAGGUAGAAGUCUGGUACAAAUGGAUUGUGCGAGUUUGGUAGUGAUUGCACAGUUGCAUCACAUUCGAACAAAACUUUUAGGAUUGUGAGUGUUACAGUCAGUGUUCAGCUUCCUCGUUAUGGCAUUCUCAUGAUUUGGUUGCAUACCUUGCUCUGGCCGAUAGCUAGGACCCAUAUGGUCAUCCAUACAUUAUAAAGGUAAAGGUUUCCCUUGACGUUAAGCCCAGUCAUGUCUGACUCUGUGGGUUGGUGCUCAUCUCCAUUUCUAAGCCGAAGAGCCGGCGUUGUCUGUAGACACAUCCAAGGUCAUGUGGCCGGCAUGACUGCUUGGAGCACCGUUACCUUCCUGCCAGAGCAGUACCUAUUGAUCUACUCACAUUGGCAUGUUUUCGAACUGCUAGGUUGGCAGAAGCUGGAGGAACAGCGGGUGCUCACUCUGCUCCCGGGGUUUGAACCUGGGACCUUUCGGUCUGCAAGUUCAGCAGCUCAAUGCUUUAACACACUUCGCCAUCGGGGCUCCAUCAUCCAUACAUUGCUAGACUGCAAUGUCCAGCAUUGCUCAAAUAUAGCAAUGCUUGCUGCAGCCAACAACAUCAUCCAGGGUGCAACAACUCACCCAUCCAUGCUCCAGUUAAGCAAAAUGAUUUUUUUUAUUCCAUUGUAAGUUCAGUGGGACUUGCCCAUAAGUAGACAUGUGCAGGAUUAGACAUGACAAACAAGUAGACAUGACAAAUAUAUAGGGAAAAGCAUUCCUAAAUAUACAUCAGUUGUGAAGAUCAAUUGCACACUCGUCAAAUAUUUCUGUCCCCCAUGUUCACUGUUUUUUUUUUGUUUGUUUGGGUUUUUUUGUGAGUUAAGCCAGUUAAAGAGUAAGAAGAUGCUUGGUGUAAGUUUCAGCAGGAUCCGUUUAGUAUGAAAACCAAAGGAACUUAUUGAUAUCAUUACCGAUCUAGUUUCAAGGCCUUUCUAUCUUGCUUUAGAACAGUGGUUCUCAACCUGGAGUCCCUAGAAUUUUUGGCCUACAACUCCCAGAAAUCCCAGCCAGUUUACCAGCUGUUAGGAUUUCUGGGAGUUGAGGGCCAAAACGUCUGGGGACCCACAGGAUGAAAACCACUGAUUUAGAAGAACCUGUGUGCUUCAUUUUAUUUUUAGAUCUUACCAGAAUCCUUUUUUUCCAGCAGCAAAUUCAGAGUGGUUGGAUGAAAAAAUGGCCACUUUAAUUUAGAUUAUAAAUGAAGUAUUUGUGACAUAUACUUGCAGUAAUAUUAAAAGUAAAUAUAAAUAAAGCUGCUGCCAUCUGUACAGGUAUGGGCUAUCUUUUCCUUGAAAACCAAACUUUAAGGAAACUUUCACUUUUAAUUUCCCAAGGCUACUGUGGAACUUCAGAAAAGACAGAGCAAGGCUGUGAGUGCCACUGCAUGCAUGCAUGCAUGCAUGUGUGUGUGUGUGUAUGAAUACAUAGAUGUUCAAUUUGGUGGCAUGUUCUAUUUUAAUAAUUUUUCUCCUGAUUCUUAAAAACAUCAAAAUUAAAAUUGUUUAGGAUGCAGAAAGACUUAGUUUUGUGGAUAAAUUAUUCCAAACCAGAACUUGGUAAAGUUGGGGAAAGCAAUGCUCUAGCAAUGCUGCUGUAGCUUGUAGUUAAAAUUUUAGUUAAAAAGUAGCUUUUCCACACUCACUGCUCUAGAUAUAGUGGGCCACUAGAAUUACUUUUUGUACAUGAAGAUUUGUGACACCACCCAUGCCUUCUCCCUUCUGUCCAUGGCCGUUUCCCAUGAACCUCAUUCCAUUGGCUAUGAAAGAUCCCAGAUUGUUCACCUCCAUUGUUUUGUUUCUUUAGUUUCAUGAAUAUUCAACUUGUGCACACAACAUACCCAUGUUGACCAGGGGAACUAUGCUGCUGCUGAACUGUAAUGCUACACUUUAAAUAUCAACUGGAUUUCUGCUGCUAUAUCGAAUCCAUCUGCCACAAUCCAAGCCUCCUCCUAGAUUCUAGAUGAUCCAAAUGCACAUGCACACAAUUAAUUCAGGGGUACUGUACAUAUUCUAAGCAUUAGACAGGUACGGUUUGGGAGAAUACUGUAUAAUUUUCUUUGUAAAUAUUUUUAUCCACUUUUUUAAUGGAUGUGGGUUCCCCCUCUCCAAGAUAGAUGUGUAGAAAUCACUGGCAAUGUAUGGAAAUCUCAUCAGGCCCUUAAAUGGUCUCAUGGGCUUCCUGUCUUUGCUCCAAGUUUUCUAUGUGGUGUCUCAUUUCAUCUACCAUAUCUAUUCACAGGUUUUAUUUUAUUUUAUUUUUGUAAUUUCUAAUAAAUCAAGUACUGUACAUGUGGCCUUUCCCAACAUCCUUGGAGGGCAGUGAAUUGGAACUUUUCCCUCAGGCCCUUUAGUUGCUAUUGUGCAGCUUCUAUAACUCUGACUCUAUUAAAUUCAGAGAUUUCUGGAAGAGCAAUUAAGAGAUCCCUCAUUUUUGGAGGGACUUGUAUUUGUGUGUGUGUGUGUGUGUGUGUGUAAGAAAGAGAGGGGUGCGAGUGCUAAUGCAGAGCAUUAAAAAGUUAAUUUUUUGGACUAUACCUCCCAAGGAUUCCUCAGCCAAGAUAGCCAUAUUCUCAGGAAUUCUGCACAUUGUAGUUCAAAAAUCAACUUUUUCAGGCUCUGGUGUUAAUAUACUGGUGAAAGGGUUUGAUAGAGUUGUAUCUUUGGUAAAGGUACAGGUUUUCCAGGCCUAUCAUGACCACCAUUCCCAAUAGGAAUCAUAAUUGUUUUCAGGGUUUUUUCCCCACUCCUCUUUAUAAUAAAAUUGCUCAGAUUCAGCGUGGCCAAAGGUGAAAUCCAUGAGUCCCUUUCAGCCUAGGUUUACUGGGUGGGCUGGCCCCAUGCAGCAUCCAUUUAGUUGUUGGCAUGAGUGCAAUUUCUUCUUUAAAAUCCCAACUGACAGAAAGCUUCACACUGUUGUUUUCACACAUUCAUUGCAACACUACAUCUUCUAGUGUCCUGUGUUGAGACUCCUGUUAUGAAAUUGAAUUGGAUGGCCGAGUACCUAAUAUUUUGGUAAUGUUCAAAAAAACGUAACUGGAUCAUGACUGUGGGAAGAAUUGAUUUGAUUUUCCAAAAAGAAAGAAGGAAAAAAACAAACAAAUUGAACCAGAUAUAUUCAUUGAUGUAACUGUUGUUUUGAUUCCCUUGGUACUUUCUGUACAUGUUAAAAUAUAUACACCGCUCUGUGUGUCAAAACGCAUCUUCUGUUAUUGCAAAAUGGUCAGAGUUAUACAUUGCAAUGCAACCCGAGUCUGUAUCCUGAGGUUCAUGGUCUGACAACAUAUUACAUUUUGUAUUUAUCAAGAGAUCCUCUGCCUGUGGGAGACAAAAAAUGUAAAACUUUAUGAAAUGAAAUGAUUGAAGCUGGCAUGACAGCAUAUAAUGGUUAUGUUUUGAGCUGGCUUCUAACCAAGUGGCUCUCCUCUGUUUAAAUGAAGUGAACUGUUACUGAGAAGUGAGAGAUGGAGCCAGCUGGUGAUCUCACAUUUUGCAGCAUUUCAAAUCUUGCUCUCUGAGCAUUGUUGGCAUUGCCAGAUUUCCACCUACAGAACUUUAAGCCAGAACUUUAUGGAAACUGACGUGUCCCAAGUCUAACAGCCUUUUACUAUGCAAAAUGGUAACAUCACAGUGGAUAAUUGUUUAAUAAUAUUAGAGAUGAAGGGAGUAGAAACUACAUCAGUGGUUUGUGUUACAGUUCAGGUCCUCUUGUAGUUAGAGCUUUGUGCUUCCAGUGAGUCUCUUGUAACUAUUGUUGUCUCGUGUAAAGAGAAUGUUACCCUUAAAAGUCUGGGAGAGUAUGUUGGGAAGUUGAUGGUGAAGGAUGUGUGGUUGGUCUUUGGGUUUUGUGAUAUUGAUGGGCAGUGUAGUGUUUUGCCUGGUUUGUUCCCUUAGGGGCCGUUUGUCUAGAAGCUAGAUUUGUUACUAGCACUAUGUAGGUUGAAGGUGGAGUAGGUCGGUGGGUGGGUGUUGCUGGUGUAUUUGUUUCAUGAAAGGAUCUAGGAGGGAAUCACUUGUGGCAUGCAUUCUAGCAAGAGAGAAAAUACUUUGGUGAUAUUUACUGCUUUCAAGAGAGGAAGAAAAUGAACUGGUAAGACAAAGAGUACGACCAUCUAAGAACCAACUAAGGGAACCAGCAAUUUGAAAAGCUAAUCCUGUUAAGCAAAAAACAUUUAGACAGGGGGGAAAACUUAUGUGAUUACAGCUUUUCUGGUUUUGCCAUUGGGUGUACAAACUUAAUAUUGUAUACUUGAAUUCGUUAUGAAAGGUGGCUGGGAAAUAAUGUGAAAAUUACAAAUCUGUUUGCAUAGUAAUUUGGCUUCUUACAAGACUGUUGGUCACACAAUCAAAAGCCAUUUUGGCCAGCAUGAUUAAGUUUAAUUAAGUCAAUACACAUUACUUUAAGAGAACACAGCUAUGGUGAAAUUGGCUUGCAACGCUUAUGUCAUGGUGUCUUGUCAUAUGUCUUAAAUACGUAUAUUAGUCUGUAGGAAACUGGCAGCAAAAAACAAUACUUGAUUUGAUUUUCCUUUGCAGAUUCUGAAGCUGGUUUUAUGUAUCAACACAAAUUUAAUAGAGGAGACAAAAUAUUGUGAUGAUCUUUUAUUAUAACUUAUGUUAUUGGGAAUGAGAAUUUGUUGGUUGGGUUUCCUCAUUUCCAGAUUUCAUUUCGGAAUGCUGGGACAUCUUUCAUGAAUAAUGAAUUCUCAGUUCCUCGUGGUUUCACCUUGUUUGAACUAAAAGCCAGUAACAGAACAAUUUGUUGAUGCGCAUUCAGUCUACAUUAUCUAUGCUAGGCUGGCUGUCAGAUCCAGAAUAGGUUAAGAGGCAAAGACUGAAAUCUUGCAAUGUUGAAAGUCUCAAAAUGUGUCUCUUGGCUACAGCACAUAGAUUGGAUUAAGUGUGGUCUAAAAGACAUUUAUGUCAUGAUUUACAGUGUGACUCGGCUUCCCCAUAAUAAUAAUUUUUAAUUUGUUCAAGAACAAGCCUGAAACCCUGCGUACUCUUAACUUGAGUAAGUCCCAUUGAACUAAGUAUAAUGUUGCUGUGCGUGCUUAGAAGGGACUUGAGCAUACUAAAGAUAGAGUCUUAAUUCUCAUCUAGGCAAACUAUUUUCCAUAUUAAUCAGAAAUAAAGUACUAGUAAAAAUAUAAGUUAACUGUAGCAGUGAAUGAAAUGGGUGUCAAACUUUGCAAUAGAAGUAUGAGAGUAGAACUGGGAAGAAAUAUUUCCAAUGAAUUCCCAAUGUUUUAAAGUACUUUUUUGAACUUUCCUUGAGAUCUGCACUGCAUAUAAGUACAUCGCUUACACAUAAUGAUACCUAUGUAUCCCUUGCUGUUUAUCAGGGAUAUUAGACCCAAUUCUCAGGUCAUAUGCAGCAGCUCAAAAAUUAAGAAUUGUGCCCAGCAUCCUUUGAAAUCUGGGAGCAUAAUUCUUUGGAGUAUGUAGCUCUUAUCUUUCUGGGUGACCCAUGGAAAUUUUCCCUUCUACAAGUAAAAUUCCUAUGAGAAGUCAUGCCAGCAGUAGGGCAAAGGUGUUCCCUUUUUCAAGGGAAUUCAAGAGACUCUGGUCUGCAGCCUCUCAUUUAUUUCCAGGUUCUUGCAAUGUGAAACCACAAAUCAACAUUCAGUGUCUCAGGCAGAAUGGAUUUCCUUACUAACUGUACCUCACUGUCAUCAACCAGUUUACUCAUUGCUUGGACCAAAGGUGGUGCUAAUAUGAACUUUAAUUUCUAUAUUUAUGUUUUUUUUGUUUGGGAUUUAAGUAUGUGUUGUUGUUGUUUUUUUAAAAAAAUGGUAUGUCUUUAAAGCAAAGAUAUAGUGACCUGUUCAGCUUUAAAAAAUAACUAUUUACCCUUGGCAUCAGACUCUUUGAAAGUCACAUAAUAUCAUUGACAUUUAGAUAUUGUUAUGUUUUUAACUGGCCAUAUUUUUUGUUUGAAGUGAAUGAGGUAACAGAGACUCUUAUCUUCAAAUGUUUGCAAAUUGUAAGUUUUUUAAAAAAAAAAUCCAAUCGUUUACAUGCUUUCUUCUGUGUCCUAUGGGGAAUAAAGUUUUUGAUCAUUUUAAUUGUG